Molecule: messenger RNA, 7223 nt
Organism: Xiphophorus hellerii (green swordtail)
Lineage: Eukaryota; Metazoa; Chordata; Actinopteri; Cyprinodontiformes; Poeciliidae
Product: transmembrane protein 47-like
Exons: 3
Coding region: 772-1320 (182 amino acids)
Biological process (GO): cell-cell adhesion
Cellular component (GO): membrane; cell-cell junction
Source: RefSeq, a predicted model, not a curated record
UGCGCUGUACAUUAUUUGUUGCUAUCACAGUAGCGGGUUGGCUAAAGACCCACGCCAGACUUCAGAAGUUUGAUUACAGGUGUUAUUUUCCUUCCACUUUACAAUAGCAGUCUAAUAUUUGUUGUGAUAUCAAACCAAAUCCCAACAGAUUAAACUGAAGUUUGUGGUCGUCAGAUGGUUUUAAAUGAGUUUCUCACCCUUAAUUUGCAUGCACAUGGAAAUCCAGAAAAUAGAUUACAAAGCACAUUGAAAUAUUAUUGGAAGAGGACUGAUGUGUUUUACUAAUGCCAACUGAUCAGUUUGAUUGGUGCGCCUUACGUGAUGUCAUCGCACCUUAAAGCAGAAUUAGAAAUUUACCCAGUCCUUUUUUUUUUCUUUCUUUUUCCAAUCUUUUUAUUAUUAUUACUCACAUGUAAAAUUCUCCAUUAGAAACUCAUACUUCAUCACAAAACUGCGACAUUACGCUCAGUAGGUGUCAUGCAUGUCUUCAGCUCCUAAGUGUUCAUCUGGUUGUCUCUUUAGGACCCGGCUGCACCUGCAGGUUUUUCUGAAGCCGCUGACGUCAGCUGGAAACGGCGCAGGUCUCCGCCGCGCGGCGGCAGCGGCGCCCCAACAGGCGCAGCGUCCGUCCAGCGCGCAUCGAAUCGCAGAGGCGGCUGCCGCACUCCGCCACGUUCCCGCGACGCGACGCGCCGCGACGCCGUCUCUCCCAUUCCCACGCAUGCACCCUCCGCUUCGGCCGUGAGCCCUCCGCGCCUCUCCGACCCCGCCAUGUCCUCGGCCGUCACGGAGACGGAGGAGUCGGCGCACAGCUCCCCGCUGACCCCGCUGAAGCUGGUCGGGCUGGUGUGCGUGUUCUUGGCGCUCUGCUUGGACGUGGGAGCCGUGAUGAGUCCGGCGUGGGUGACCGCCGACGACCAGUACUACCUGUCGCUGUGGGAGUCCUGCUGGAAGCCGGGGAGCUUUGAGAAGUGGGAGUGCAACAGCACGCUGGACAAAGACUGGCAGGUUGCCACACUGGCCUUGUUGCUAGGGGGCGGAGCCUUGGUGCUGAUGUCAUUCCUAGUCGCUUUGGUUGCCGUGUGCAUCGGUACAAGACGGCGGUUCUACGCUCUCGUUGCCUUCAUGCUCUUCGCCGCAGUUGUCCUCCAGGCCUGCAGCUUGGUCCUCUUCCCCAUCAAGUUCAUCGAGAGUAUCAACCUGAGGAUCUAUCAUGAAUUCAACUGGGGCUACGGGCUGGCUUGGGGAGGGACCAUCUUUUCCUUUGGUGGGGGUGUCCUCUACUGCCUCAACCCAAAGAGCUAUGAGGAUUAUUACUAACUCCAAUAACAGCUGGGGACUUCACAGCUACAUUGUGGCAAAGAAGUAAAGAUGGGGAUGGGGGGUAUGUUUCUUUUAACACCUGAUUUCUGAGGAUGUGCUGGAAGUAAUGAACAUCAGAUUUGAGUGCCCCAAGCUUUGACCGUUGGAAUUAAAGCGGAUAGUCAAGAUAUCAUCCUUUUUUGCCUCUGUCAAAAGAACUUUUGAUGCGGACUCAUCGUCUUGGCAACGAUUGCUAAGACUUGUGUAUCAGCCUUCAGAAAACCUGUCGGCCGUAGUCUCAACAACUCUCCCUCUGUUCUUGGCUCCACAAACCCAAGUUUUUGACUGUUCAUUAGAAAAUUGUUGCAUGUUCUUUGGCUGAAUCCCUUUGAAUUUCUUCCCCUCGGUUUCCAGCUCCGUUUUCAAAACCUACGGCUUGGUUAGACUUAGAAGCCGUUUUGUUUUUCACAGUCCUUUGGAGUCCCUAAGGUUCCGCAAGGGUGUGGAAGCGGAUCACAUCCUCAUAACUUUACAACAGACAGACUCUUCCUGGAGGAAGGUGAGGGCAGGAAUAAAGAAAACGUAAGACACCCACUCAAUAUUCCGUUAUCGACCCACUUGUCUGUUACCACGGCAACCCACGGGGAGUGCACAUGCAGCUGUCAUGAUUGAUUACCCACGGUCGGGGAUUGUAAGACAGUACGGCCCUCCGAGGCCUCAAAGCAUCUUCGAUUGCCAAUUGAACGAAGUUUCUCCAGCCACCUGUCAUUUGGUGUACGGUUUCACCCUCCGGUAAUUCUCUCUGUGAAAAAGGAGUGUUGUCAGCCCGUCAGUAGUCAGGUUUACAUGCACAACGGCCAUGAGAUAAAGGAGGAUUGUUCUGAAUGGAAUCUUGUAAUUACGCACUCAUCUGAUUGAGAUUCCUCGGAGCGCUCAUGUCUUGUCUCAUUUCCUGGCUGCAUUUGGUGAAAUUGCUCGGCCCAGUUGGGGGUGAAAAGAAUGGUUUGACUCAGUCUGAUGUAAAAACAAUAUCUCACACAAAAAUCACAUCCGUACCUUUAAAUGAAUUCAAACGGGUGCAGAGAAAGGGUGAAUGUUCAGUCUUGACUCUUUAGAGAGGGCAGUUUAUUGGAGAUCAUUCAACUUUUCUUGUACUAAGUACUAGUUUUAUCAUGGUUCCACACAGUAUUCAAGAAUUUACUCAACAGUACUCCAUUUGUGCCUUUCUCCAAGUCAUCAACACAUUAGGCUGUAUUCAGUAUAUGUGAUCAGGAAAAGCAGGAGUGGCAAGACCUCCACUUGUACAUUUUUGCUAUAAUCCAUUUGAUCUUGUAAUUUGGGCGUUCUGUGUUCCCAGAAGAAAAAAGAUCUAUAUGCUUACCUCUGAAAUAGCUGCGCUACAGGUAGAAGAUAUUGGCUUUAAUAGGAAACUUAACUCUUGUCAGUAUCCUGUGCCUUUCAAAAAGCAUCCUUUCCCCUUUUGGUUGUCCACAUUUUUGUCAUGUAACAACCUCAGACAUUGAUGCAUUUUAUUGUGUCUGCAGGUCCAACAUACAGUCCCGAUCAAAUGCAUUGGAGCUUGUGGUUGCAAUGUGUUAUAAUGUGGAAUGUUUAGAGCAAUUUUGCAAAACAAGUAAUGAGUAAUACCUUGUUUACACAUCAUGCUGUGUCUUUUACUUACGACACUAUUUACAGCUUCCAACGAAGCAAUUGUUAUAGAUUCACAUUUACUCCUACCAGCCAGCAUCUCGAGAACACAGAGGGAAUUUAGAGUAAACAAAUCCCAGCCUUUCGUUAAAAAUGUACAAAUGAGGGGUAACUUAAGAAAUUUCAAAGUGGAGUUUUAUUUGGAUGUUAAUCAAUGGCCUGUUUGUAGUAGAUCAUUUUCUUAGUCUUAGCCAGACAGCUUUGUUUGCCCAUCUCUCUGACUAAUCAUCACACACAUCUCAAACAGUUUAAUUUUAAACUUGAGAAGAUCAAAUGUACUCCAGUCUCACUUAAAAAACAACUGCAAAAUAGUCAUUAGCGUAGCAUCAAUAGAAAACCCUGACACAGAUGCUAACUUUAGCAUAGUUAGCCGCUACAGGUUAGCCAAUCACAAUAUUUUCAGAACUGAAAAAUCUUUCCUAUUUUAUCUAUCACUCUGUUAGCGCUUGAGAUUAUUCUCAGUCAGUUCGACAAAAAGUCUUUCCCAUCUAGCAAGCAAAUGGUCAGAUGACAUUCACUGACGGCAGUUAUAUAUAUUUUUUUACCAUUUCUUUUGCCUUGGUAGUCUUUAAUCUCAUUUUGAUGUUGUAUCUGCAAGCACUUUGUGGACACUUCUGGAAAAUGUACAAGAACAUCAUCAAACGUUUAGCGAAUGUUGUUUGCGUACACUCAACGACCAGACAACGCUCCCGGAAUGUUUUAUUGUGUUUCGUGUUGACAUUCAGAGAACGUUGUCUGCAAAUGUUCGCUGAAAACUGAUGACGAUGGUCAGGGAGCGUUGUCUGAAUGUUCAUUGUUAGCUUGGUAUUAGCCAACUCUGUCAACACAACUGGUCAAACAGGAAACGACUUCUACAACCAGAAAUAACAAGGAAACAACCAAAUCUCACUGUAACAGCUUACAUCUAUAACCACUAUACCAUGUUCUAUACAUUUGAGUGCAGAAAGCCACUGCUACCUCUUAGCUAGCCUCUCUGUUAAAAACAAAAUGCUAACAGAAUUUUCCAGAUCACCGAAUCUAAUAACUCCUUAUAACCUGGAUCUGCAGUAAACACUGUCACAUUCUACACGCCAGCUGUGAUAAUGCACAAUGCAAAUAUGUUGCUACAUACAACAUAUUCAAGCAAAACGAAUGAAAAGGUCUAUCCCCUGGUGUAUGUAACCAUGGCUACUGACAUAUAAGUCGCUCCUAGUGAUAAAUUCAAACUAUUUUCUUGGACCAAACUGUUCUCCUCUUGUCAACUGUAAAUGUCAGGAACCUAUGCAUCACUCAAUAUGUAGUUUCUGGUUGAAGACAUUCUGGGAUGUGCUCAGUUGCACAGAGGAAGAAAAUGUCACAAUUAAUUGAUCUAAGAAAUGGUAAAAAAAAAAAUAAAAAGUAAGUCUGGUAUUUUACUUCAACGCUCUAUUGCAUAAAACAUCAGUCAGAGUAGCUGACUGAUGAUUUUAUUUCUGUUCUCCCUGCCACAUAAUCUUGGGUUGACAUUUUUUAUCCAGAUUGUGUCAUAUUUUGAUUUAUUUUUAUUAUUCCUCUGCAAUAUUAACAUUAGUUAAAUAUAAAAGUCUGGCAAAAAAAAGCAAGCUUUAAAGAGGGAGAUUUUUUUUUUUUAAGUAUUGCUGUUUAGUUUUUCAGAGAUGCCAAGGGUAUCUUCAAAGCAUCAGUUUUUUUUAAUUUAUUUAUAUUAAUUACUUUAAUGGUUCCUCUAUAAUUCCUAAUUGAGUAUUUUUUAAAAUAAUUUAUCAUCUGCUAUUUUCAAAGUGUCUCCUUUUUUACCCUACAUUCUGUUUCCUAGAUAACUUUCCUCUUCUUGGGAACUCGUUUUUCCGCCCCACACUCCAGGUGUGUAGGGAUUUGAAUGCAAAGCAGUUCUCCUGUGGAUUCUUGGAGAUUCAAGCAGCGUCUUUCAUUCGCUGUCCUUUCAUUGUCACAUAUUUACCGCGGAGCACUGUCAUGCAACCGUCAUCCCAAAAUAGGAUCCAGGCCGACUCCCCAGCCACCAAAAACAAAUGAAGGACUUGGAUGGCGGCCACCCCGCUGCAGGGAAAUGACAGAAGUCCGUUUAUUUCACGUCGAGGAGCAUAGCAUUGAAGGUUUGUACGUUAUACAAAAAACUUAUGUCGUCUUUUUGACACAUUAAGCUUCUUAUGGUCCUUUUGUUACUGUUCUGUACUUUUCUCCUAUUGUCAUUUUGGCACCGCUUAGACCAUGUUCGCCGCAUUUUCCAAAACUGAAACUCUUUUCUGUUUUUUUAUGCCUAAGCAACACCUUUCUGGAUUUUACUUUUUUAAAAUGUGAUUUUCUUUUUUUAUCUGGUUUUGCCGGCAGAUCCUAAGCAUGGCUAAAGCAGUUUCAGGCUAAAGGUUCCUAUCCCCAAUCAGAAAAAACUGUUGCUGUACUUUCUGACAAAGAAAGCCAGAGUGUUCCUCACUUUGCAUAUUGUAAUAAUCUAAGGAAUAACCAGUCCACACAUAUACAUCACACAUAUUUUUUCUUUUAAAUCCACUUUAAAAGAGCCUUCAAAAAUCUGUUUAUUCAUUGUAGGACCUCUCAAAAUUUGGCUAACCUUGUAUUUUGGCUCAUAAUUUUUGUUUUAAUAUCAAAACCUUUUCAAAGAAAACCUGCUUCUGUAAAAUCAACUCACUUUGAGUGAAAAACCCCUCCAAACAUUUAAUCCAAUUAGUAAUUUAUUUACUGUUCCACUAACCAGUCACUCUCAUUCCUCCCAGUAAUUGACUGAAUAAACAGCUACUUAAUAAUAAUGACUCAACUCAUUAAUUAAAGAAUGUAAAUGUAAACUGAAUUAGAAACAUGGAAAAAAUAGUGUAAAUGUAAUGCAGUGUGGUUACACUGAACAGCAAACUGCAACAUUUACCAAAAUAUAUGUUGAAACAUAAUUCAAAUCACGUGAUUUUAUGUCUUGCUCUUUUCUGACCACUUUGAUUGAGCUGCAAACGAAAGAAAAUGUAGCUACAAGUGAUUCAUUUUAGUUUAUUUGUAUCACGACACCUCAAAACAAAAGUUUAUGUCAAGGCACUUUACAAGAAAAAAACUGAUUUUCAAAUGUACAAAAAUACACAAUAAAUAAACACACUCCAAAACAACCCAAUCUUAACAUUUUCAUUUGGUUUUGGUUACAUUUUAGCCUAGCGCUGCUUUAUUCAUGCUGUGGAUUUCAUCCAAUCUGGAUAAUUAUCGCCACCUGGUGGCACAGCAUAGGUACUGCAGUGACUGACUGGAAUCUCACAUGUUAUUGUUUCAAAAGGAGAUUUUGUUUUGGUUAUUUUGUACCGCCUUUCUAUUCUUGUGUCUUAUAGACGAUCGCCUUUUCUUAUUUCAGGACAAUUUUUCUAAUUUGUCUCAUCUUAGGCGAUCUAAGGGGAACACAUCUGAUGGAUUUAUUUUUAUCACAGCCAUCACUUUGCUUACGAUUGUGUCAUUUAAGCUUUAUUGGGGCGUUUUGCUGACUACGGAUGUCUUCAUGUAGCAACUACACUUUAACAGAACCGGAAGUUAAAAUAAGCAUGCGUGUUUCAAUGAUGCUUUAAUAAAAGCAAGACGUGAGAAGAUACACUGAUGCUUUUUAAGACUGACACACACACACACAAAACCUCUAUAAAAGGUUCAGUCCCACAACAAAGACUUACUGAAUUAUUUUCAGACUCAGGCAGCUGCUUGUUCAGAUUGUUCACCCUGGAUUUGAAGCAGAUUUAAGUACUUUAUUAAAGAAAUGCGGCAUUUCUUUAAUAAAUCAGAUCAGACUGGGUCAGUUUGAGUGCAAUUAGAUUGGUUUUGUUUCUUUUUUAAACAAGAACAGAAACAAUAUUUACAAGAUCCUUCCUGCACCCGUACAAUGCUUCUUUCGUUUCUCAUCCCUUUGUACGUUUUAGCCGAGGUCUGACUUAGCCGUGACUGUUAGCAUUUGUUUGCUUAGUAACACAGUUGAUGAAAAGUAGAGGCUUGUAAACAGAAACAGCUCCUCUUUUUUUAUACCUCCUCCCCCAGUAGACUGGGAGGGGGAACAUUGUUUAAUGAUGUGCGUAGGGAUUUAGUGUGGAUGAUUGCAGAAAUGUACAAGUAUGCGUGGCAGGCAGAAGAAGGAGAAGAAAAAAAAGAGUCUUAUUUGUGCAUGUGUAUUGGCAUGUUUUAGAUGCCGUCGUAGAGAUGUCACUAAUCAGCAUUUAUCUCUUUGUACACAUUAAAGCACUGAACUGAGA